Messenger RNA from Trichobilharzia szidati, 2052 nucleotides. The record is from the annotation of a GenBank genome assembly. NCBI's taxonomy places the organism in Eukaryota, Metazoa, Platyhelminthes, Trematoda, Strigeidida, Schistosomatidae.
AUGGCUCAUGCACUUCGUCGUAUAUCGUAUGCUACAUGUGACCCAGACAAUUUUCAGUUUGCUUUCCUAGCUAGGGAACCAAAAGCUCAACCAAAUAUUCAGUACUGUCAUGCGUUUGUCACAGCAACACCUGAAGCGGCAGAAGAACUUAAUACAAUAAUGGGGGAAGCUUUUCGUUUGGCAUAUGCCCAACAACGCCUUAAUGCAGCCUCUAAUAAUCCGAUUGUGUUUCAACCUUCCACUAUAAGUUCAUCAUUAUUUCAGACUCAGCAAACUCCUGUAAAUGUCACUCGUUCCGUUUCCACAGGUCAAAAUGUUUCGGUUAGCCUCAACUCUCCAAAUCAAGGUGCACAAACUGUCAGUACAAAUCCCAGCAAUGAUAGCCAAAUAAUCAUAUCCAAUAAACCUUUACCGCCUUUACCAGAAACUGAACAGUGUGUGGCUGCAUGUGAUGAGGAGAACAUUCAGUCGAAUGUUGGCAACGUCACUGAUAAACAACGAGGAAAUAAAGCUCACAAACAUAAACACCACAAACACCAUCAUCGUCAUAAAUUACGGGAUGCAACAACAAGCACAAGUGAACAAGCUGUUGGAGUUGGUGAUUCUAUUGAGGCAGUAGUACAAAAAAACAGUGAAAUGGAAAGGUUUAUAGAAAAGAAUGAACAGUUGAAACCACCACCUCCUCCUCCGCGUAGUCAGUCAUCUGUGACACCAUCUGCUCAAGGUCAAGUUCUAAACACUGCAUCAUCUACUGUAAAUCACAUGAACCAAGAUGUUGAUUCAGGGAAUUCAGGUGUUAAACGCAAUGAUAGACUAUCUGAAACUGUCGCAAACAAAAGUGUAGAGAAUCCUAACGAUGCUCCACCUUUGAGGCCUAAAUCUGUGAAUACUCAAUUACCACAACAUUUUUAUGAUAUGGCUGAUCAUCGAAGUUGUGGCGGUAUUUCAUUCGACAAAGAAACUCUUACCACCAAUGAUGAAAAAGACAUUCAAGAAUGUAAUCCUGAAUUCACUACUGAUAGUGUUCUUGCCAAUACGUCUACAGCAACAACAACAUCUUCAUCAACUACUGGCUGUUCAACUGCAACAUCUGGCUCAGGUUGUUUAGGCUCAGGUUCUGAUAACAGUUUACCAGCUGGGAAGCGUUGUACUUGUGUUCCAGGUUGCUCCAGUUGUGAACAUGCCUGUGUAACGGCGGUCAAUAAUAAUAAUGCAAAUCCUGGAAACAAUAAUAAUAAUAACAGCAGCAACAACAACAAACUGUUGAAACCCAAUGAUCAUCAUUUACCUGUUCCUCCUACAUCUCCAUGCUCUACUCCAAACUUUUCUUCACGAAAUAUUGUAGAUGAUGUCAAUGAAUUGUCCCAUGCACCUUGGUACCUUCCAAAUCUACCACGUGAUAAAGCCUUGGAAAUGCUUGCCAAACAACCCCCUGGCAGCUUUGUUGUACGAGAUAGUGGAAGUCAUCCAAAUAGUUAUGCCUUGUCAGUACGGUCCAGUAGUGAUCAUCCAGUCGGUAGUUGUUUCCAUUCCAGACAAUCACAAGUUCCAAUAAGUCGAAUGAAAGAUGUGCUUCCUUCAUUGGGAUCAGUCUAUCCAUCUUCUGCCAGUGGAAUAACUCAUUUUCUAAUUCAAAAGACACCAGGAGGCGGUGUCAAGCUUAAAGGUUUAGACAAAGAAUGGCCAUCUCUUGCUUGUCUUGUACUACAUCUAACUGUGAUGCCUGAAAUGCUUCCUUGUCCACUAAGACUGCCAAGAGCAACGGCUAAUCCCACCUUCUCACCUGUAGAUCAUUGUGGUAAUACAGAUUUCGAGAAGCCUCCAAAUGUUACACCAUCCCAUUUUCGUCCAAUGGGUGGUAAUAACGCUUUACACCGUGGGGCAGAUACAAUUUCCCUCGAUGAAGCUUUAGCUCGUAUGACAGACGAAGAUGAAGACUAUCAAAGACUGUCUGAUUUCUCUUCCAUUAUGGCUGAUUUGAAAUUACAGCCUAGAAAUAUGAUUAGAAAACAGAAAAAUUCAUCUUCUAAAUCCGGUGGUCGAGCUAGGUAA